Molecule: messenger RNA, 1852 nt
Organism: Vigna angularis (adzuki bean)
Lineage: Eukaryota; Viridiplantae; Streptophyta; Magnoliopsida; Fabales; Fabaceae
Product: ultraviolet-B receptor UVR8
Exons: 11
Coding region: 161-1618 (485 amino acids)
Source: RefSeq, a predicted model, not a curated record
UUUAAACUCCUCUAUUUUCUCUCAGCCUCUGGUUUUGGCUUCAACAAACGCAGAGUUGCUGUCGUUUCGUUUUGUUCUUCUUAUUUAGAAGAGGUCAGGGGAAUUUGUUCUGCGUUUUGGACCUUCGUCUUGUCGUUUCCUGGAUCGGACUUUUCUCGCCAUGGGUGAAAACGAAGCUGCGGAGGAAGCGAAGGUGAUGGUUGAGGAGGAAGAGUGCGCUGAGAAAAUGGUGUACAUGUGGGGAUACCUUCCUGGAUCCUCGCUGGAAAAAUCUCCGAUACUGUCUCCGGUGCCGGUUCCUCUCUCCGAUCCUUCACUUGCAGGAGAUUCGUGGAAGGACGUUUGCGGUGGUGGUUGCGGAUUCGCCAUAGCCAUUUCAGAGAAAGGGAAGCUCAUAACGUGGGGUUCUUCGGAUGAUGAAAGCCAGAGCUACUUGACUUCUGGGAAGCAUGGGGAGAUUCCAGGGCCUUUUCAGCUUCCCACCGAGGCUUCAGUGGUGAAGGCUGCUGCUGGUUGGGCUCACUGUGCUACAGUCACUGACAUAGGUGAAGUGUACGCCUGGGGCUGGAAAGAAUGUGUGCCUUCUGGGAAAGUCAUUACUGAUUUCAUCACUAUGGGAAGCCUUCAAAAAGAUGCCACUGGGAAACAAAGUUCAUUAAUAGCCGAGCAAGGAAGCCCUCAGAGCUCCAAUACAAGCAGUGGAUCAGAUUCUCAUCAUGACAAGAAAUCAGGAGAUGAAGUUGUAAAGCGAAGGAAGAUCUCCUUCACUAGACAGGACUCUGACAGUCAAGCAUCUGGAGAUGAAUUCUUUACUGUCUCUCCUUCUCUUGUGACCCUUGGUAAUGAAGUGAAAAUUACUUCUGUAGCAGUUGGUGGGCGGCAUACCUUGGCACUGUCAGAUGUGGGACAGGUCUGGGGUUGGGGCUAUGGAGGUGAAGGACAGCUAGGAUUGGGUUCUCGAGUAAAGAUGGUGUCAUCCCCUCAUCUUGUACCUUGUAUUGAAUCUGCAUCUGGGAAGGAUAAAUCAUCGGCUUUUCAUCAAGGAAGUGGUACUGGAGCUCAAGGGUCAAAUAUUCUUGGAAGCUUUGUGAUGGAGAUUGCUUGUGGAGGCCGGCAUAGUGUUGUGAUAACGAAUACUGGAGCCCUUCUUACUUUUGGCUGGGGUCUGUAUGGCCAGUGUGGACAAGGGAAUAAUGCUGAUCAGCUGAGACCAACUCUAGUUCCUUCAUUUUUGGGAACCAGAGUAAAAACAAUUGCUGCUGGGCUUUGGCAUACAUUGUGUGUUACUAUAAAUGGUCAACUUUAUGCAUUUGGUGGGAAUCAGUUUGGACAGUUGGGUACCGGUAGUGACCAGCCUGAGACUUCACCUAGACAGUUGGAUGCUUCCCGUUUUGAGAAUAGGAAUUCUAGCAUUGUUUCUUGUGGGGCUCGUCACAGUGCUGUGCUGACAGCUGAUGGUCACCUAUUCACUUGGGGAUGGAACAAAUAUGGUCAGCUUGGUUUGGGAGAUUCUGCUGACAGAAACAUUCCUGGUCAAGUUUCUAUUGCUGGUUGCCGACCAAGAAAUGUUGCCUGUGGCUGGUGGCAUACACUGCUGCUGGUCGAUAAAACCGAUUAACUUCAUUUGUCCAUUAGCAACAUGGUGGUCGUACAGUUUUGAUAGGUUACUGACCAGUCCUUGUUUCAUUAGUGGAAAGUAGAUUUGUUCAAAAAUCACCCAAGCCAGUUGGGUUGCUGUGUUCAUCCUUCUUUUCAUUCCCCCUAUCAAUGUGAAUCUAAAACUUUUUAUUGUUGGAUCCUUAAUGCUAACAUUAUUGGUGUACUCGUUUCAGCUAAUUCUUUUUUUACUUAA